AACAGCUACUGGCGUAUCCGUGGGAAACCAGACAAAGUUUGUCAGCGCGGGGAGCCUAUUCGAUGCGGACAGGCCAUCCGAAUUACACACAUGAAGACCGGACGCAACCUACACUCACAUCACUUUAGCUCCCCACUGUCUAACCACCAAGAAGUGAGUGCGUUUGGCGAAAACGGAGAAGGAGAUUAUUUAGACGUAUGGAGCGUGCAGUGCAGUGCAACGUACUGGGAACGUGAUGACGUGGUGCGAUUCAAACAUGACGCCACUGAGGUUUUCCUCAGUGUAACCGGAGAGCAGUACGGUCAACCAAUCAGAGGCCAGCGUGAGGUCCAUGGAAUGCCUUCAUCCAAUCAGCAUAACUACUGGAAGGUGAUGGAGGGGGUUUUUAUUCAGCCCAGCAGUGAUCCAGUGCGCCACGACGAGCUCUGAUGAUGCUGAGAACUCCACUCACACAUGCUGUGAAACCCUCUCUCUAUAUAUAUAUAAACCUUCAGCUUCAAUAAAGUUUUACAUUUAUUGGUCAAACAAUUUUUGAGACAAAAGUCACCCA
This is a messenger RNA of Sinocyclocheilus anshuiensis, 550 nucleotides long. Its product is annotated as stromal cell-derived factor 2-like protein 1. The transcript is spliced from 2 exons. Lineage: Eukaryota; Metazoa; Chordata; Actinopteri; Cypriniformes; Cyprinidae. The annotation marks the transcript as partial. The record is from RefSeq and is a predicted model, not a curated record.